Messenger RNA from Clunio marinus, 375 nucleotides. NCBI's taxonomy places the organism in Eukaryota, Metazoa, Arthropoda, Insecta, Diptera, Chironomidae. The record is from the annotation of a GenBank genome assembly.
AUGACAAUAGAUAAAAUUUUUGACGUUGUUGAUAAAAGGAACAAUGUUGGGGCUGUAAAAGUUGCCUACGUUCAAGAGCUAUAUCAAAAUUUAUCGAUUUUCAUUGAAUUUUCUUCUAACAAGAUCAAACUUCUUUUUAAUGGCGUCUUAUGGCUAAAAUCCCUACAUGAAAGUAAAAUUUGUAGCAGAUUUAAAUAUAAAAGGAAAAGGCACAUCUCCUUUCAGUGGAAAAGAAUUUCAGAAAUAUCUUGGAUACUGAAUGAAAACAGACUGGAUUAUCGCAGGAAAGUCAUUACCAACAUGAAAUUUGUGCCUAAUCAAAAAGUUUCCAACACUUCAGAAAAAGGAUUGAAAAUUUCUUCACUUAGUCAGUGA